UAAAAAAUGGCUGGGAUUGAACUACUUUCAGAUCAAGGUUUUCGUGCUGACGGUCGCAGGCCACACGAACUACGAAAAAUUAGAUGCAGAAUGGGUGUCUUUCGGCAAGCUGACGGUUCAGCUUAUAUAGAACAAGGCAACACUAAAGUUCUGGCAACGGUAUACGGACCACACGAGAUCACUGGUGGGCGUUCAAAAGCUCUUCAUGACAAAGUUCUGUUGAAUUGCCAAUACAGUAUGGCUACAUUCAGUACGGGGGAGAGAAAAACAAGACCAAAAGGUGAUCGACGGUCCCAAGAAAUGUCAAUGAAUUUACGACGCACAUUUCAGGCAGCUAUUCUUACCCAUUUAUAUCCCAGAUCACAAAUAGACAUAUAUGUGCAGGUUCUACAAUCUGAUGGUGGCAACUAUUGUGCAUGUGUGAAUGCUGCAACCUUAGCAGUGAUAGAUGCCGGUAUUCCAAUGCGAGACUACGUGUGUGCAUGCACUUCUAGUCUCUUAGAAGACACUCCUGUUGUGGACAUUAGUUAUCUGGAAGAAUCUGUCGGCAGCCCAGAAAUGGUUGUUGCACUCUUACCAAAAUCUGAACAGAUCGUUCUUUUUCAACAGAAUUCACGACUUCAUGUUGACAAUUUGGAGAAAGUUCUUGAUAUGGGAAUUAAAGGCUGUACAGAUGUUUAUGGUAUUUUGGAUCAGUCUGUAAGAGAACAUGUCACAGAGGUCUCGAAUCUUAUGAUGUCAACAUAAUAUCUGUUUUUUCUAAAUGCCUUCAGUUACAUGAAAUUAUUUUCUAGUUUUCAACCACUUCUUUCUGCCUCUUACAAAAUACUUAUUUCAAUUGACAUUUCUGAUGGGAUAUAGUCUGCAAUAAAGACUUGGGGACCAGUGUCUGUAAUUGUACAAUGGUUGAUAUCUGGGGCACAUUUUGUUUGUGAUUCAUUUUCUGUGAAUUUUAUUCAAUAAAACCUAUAGGAUCAUCGUUUCUUGAAAAGCGAAACAGGCAAUGGUAA
Messenger RNA from Saccoglossus kowalevskii, 1010 nucleotides. Its product is annotated as exosome complex component RRP41-like. The record is from RefSeq and is a predicted model, not a curated record. Gene Ontology annotation, cellular component: nuclear exosome (RNase complex); cytoplasmic exosome (RNase complex); nucleolus. NCBI's taxonomy places the organism in Eukaryota, Metazoa, Hemichordata, Enteropneusta, Harrimaniidae. Gene Ontology annotation, molecular function: RNA binding. Gene Ontology annotation, biological process: nuclear mRNA surveillance; U4 snRNA 3'-end processing; rRNA catabolic process.